Fukomys damarensis (Damara mole-rat) is the source of this 3571-nucleotide messenger RNA. RefSeq names its product CD28 molecule (gene Cd28). The coding region runs from base 428 to 1195 and encodes 255 amino acids. Gene Ontology annotation, cellular component: membrane; external side of plasma membrane. NCBI's taxonomy places the organism in Eukaryota, Metazoa, Chordata, Mammalia, Rodentia, Bathyergidae. The transcript is spliced from 4 exons. Gene Ontology annotation, biological process: T cell receptor signaling pathway; T cell costimulation; T cell activation. The record is from RefSeq and is a predicted model, not a curated record.
CUAGACUGGCCAAUUUAGAUCCAGUCACUAAUGAAUGAAUGAAUGAAAGAAUGAAUAGUAGGCUUGGGUUGUAUCUUGGUGGCAGAGUAUGUGUGAGGCUGUGAAUUCAAUUCCUGGACUUUAAAAAACCACUUUGUGUAACUACUCUCAAAUCUCUGGUGGAUCUCAGGUGCCCUCUUUUCAGAAUUCUGUUACCCAACAGUUGAAGUUAAUCCCACACACAGUGAUUGGUAUUCUUUUUCAGUGACAAGAAAAGGCUUGCUUUUAAAAUAUAUCUGAAGUCAUCAAAGCAGUAUAGAAAUAGAUGUCUAGUAUAGAAGUCUAAAGUCAUCAAAACAAUGUAAUAUCCUGUGUGAAAGUUGCAAUGCCUGUGGCUUGAGUCCCUUGAUCAUGUGCCUUAAGGGAAAUCAGUUGGCGGAGGUAGUGGAUGACUGAGACUCUGGGGCCUGGCAGGUGCGUCUGCAGCUCACCUCACACUUGGGUUCCUCGGGUAGGAGGGGCUGGAGCCCUGGUCCGCUUUAGGACAAUGGUGUUCAGGCUGCUGCUCUUGGCACUCAACUUCAUCCCCUCAAUUCAAGUAGCAGAAAACAAGAUUUUGGUGAAGCAGUCACCCAUGCUUGUGGUGUAUGACAAUGAGGUCAACCUUAGCUGCAAGUACACCUACAACCUCUUCUCAAAGGAGUUCCGGGCGUCCCUGUACAAGGGUGUGGAUAGUGCUGUGGAAGUCUGUGUUGUGAAUGGGAAUUUCUCCCAUCCACUUCAGUUUCACUCAAAUACGGGGUUCAACUGUGACGGGAAUUUUGACAAUGAAACAGUGACUUUCUACCUACGGAAUUUGUUCGUUAACCAAACAGAUAUUUACUUCUGCAAAAUUGAGGUCAUGUAUCCUCCUCCUUACCUAGAUGAGAAGAGCAAUGGAACUAUUAUCCAUGUGAUAGAGAGGCACCAUCCGCAUCCUUGUGUUCGCCUGUGUUCUGAGUCUAAGCCCUUUUGGACAGUGGUAGUGGUUGGAGGAGUCGUGACUUUUUAUAGCGUGGUAGUAACAAUGGCCUUUUAUUUAUAUUGGAUAAAGAGCAAGAGGACCAGGCUCCUGCAGAGUGACUACAUGAACAUGACUCCCCGGAGGCUUGGACCCACCCGCAGGCACUACCAGCCCUACGCCCCAGCUCGAGAUUUUGCUGCCUACCGCUCUUGACACGGACGCCUAUCCAGAAGCCAGCUGGCUGGCACCCCUCCAUCUGCUCAACAUCACUGCUCUGGAUAGGAAAGGACAGCCUCCUCUGUAGCCAGCCACUGUGGGCCCCUGUUGGGCACUAAUGGCCCUUAGACCAAAUAUCAAGGAUCAUUUUGAGACUCUGACAUAAAGUUAAAGAAAUUUCCUAUGGCAGGCUAGAUUUUGCAGUGCCAUGACCCAAAUUCACAUUUAUCCUGUAUUUAUUGACUUGAUUAGAAAGUUAGAGUAGAAAACAAAAAGAGAAUGGAUUCUGUUGCCUUGUGAUCUGCUUCUAGGCUGCUGGCUGAGACUUGUUCCUUUCUUUUACCUGUACAGCUCAGUCAAGCAGAGUGUGAUUUCAAAGGAUGCUUUCCACAGAAAUCAUUCACUUUUUAAAAAUGGGUGUUUAAGGUGGGAAUAGAUUAGAAUGAGGGAGAGGGUGAGGAUACUUAAAUAUUUUAAAACCAUUAAAACACUGUUUCCCACUUAUGCGAUGAGCCACUUCUUUCCUAUUUAAUGCUGUUUUUCUGUCAGUUUAGAGAGGUGUAGAUGUUGUCUUUGAAUAAUUCUGACCAUAUUUUAUGUUUUUGACCAACGGAAUUCCCUCAAAGCAGUGCUAGGCAAACCAACUUGCUUUCUUCUUCUGAUGGGAAUUCAGUAUUAAUAUUCACAGCAUGAUUUGAAAAGGAUGAAAUAGUCCUCCCACAUCAUGGAGAAUGUAUCAGGAAUUUGCUUUGUAUUAAAAAUAGUUGUGUGCUAUGAAGCUCAUCCCAGUCAAACUCUAUCUGUUUCAGCUUUGCAUGACUGGUCUCUUUAUUAUCUGUGUGGAGAUCUGAGGUGGGAUGCUGACAGAGCAUCCCCAGGAGAUAGAUGCAGUGAUACUGUGGAAAGGAGGUGUUAUCCUUUAUUCAUUUAUGAGUUCCAGAAGCUUUUGCUGAAGAGAGGAGAAUGGAAAGGAGUGAGGCAAUUCUUGCUAUGUGCUAAGCAGUGACAGGCAUUGGGUGGUUUUCCAGGAGUCUUCAGACAGAAGGAUCCCCGGAGAGAAUUCCUUCACAGGGACUGUAAGUGUUAUGGGAUUCAGAGUUACAGAACUCUGUGGGCUCAGCUGCUCAUAUGCUCUUGAGGCCCAUCAACCUGGAAGAGUAUUUUGGGGUGUGUUUUUGGAGACAAUUUACACUUCUCAAGAGAUUCUUCAAGACCCAACUCUGGAAUGACCAUAGAUAUAUCCUUGUCUCCAAUUGUGGGUCAAAUGCAAUAUGUCUGGGAACCUUGGGAAAGGCUCUUCUGUCACCUUUACAGGCUACUCAGUCCUUUGGUUUACCUGGGUGUUAGAAGAGCCUGGAUUUUAGAGGCAGAUAACCCUGGUUCAAAUCCCAUUACUAGAUGAAUGGCCUCAGGCAAGUCACUGCUUAUCUAAAACUGGUUUUUCAACUCUAAACUGGAGAUUAUGAUCACAAAUGUCUGUUACUAUACUAUAAUCACCAUGAGGGUAUGACUUUGUCUACCUUUUCAUUACUUUUUCCUUGAAUUUAGUACCAUGCCAAACAUAUGUAUAAUUAAGCUGGACAGUGACCUAAGAAGGGAGAAAAAUGUAACAUAAAUUUAAUGUAGAAGUUAUGAGAAGGUAUAAAAUAUGAGAAACUUUUAACUUACAUCAUUCUCCUAUUUCUUAGACUACUUUAUCUUGUGAUGAAACAGGUCAGUUCUCCUCUUUUUUGGUAUAUAAUAAGGUUUUAACAUUUUUUUAAAAUGUGGGGGAAUAGGAAAGGGGAAGGAAUCUUUUUGUUCCAGACAAGAAAUAUUGUACUCUGGUUGAUUUUUGAAUGGAUUUCCAUUCCAUAAAUUUAAUUAAUUCAGAGAAGGUCAAACUUAGAAAUACUUGGGUGAUGAAGGGCUGUUGAGUACAGACUUGCAUUUGUGCCGGUGGCCAGCCUCUAGGCAUAUAGAGUUCUUCAAUCCAAGUAAUCACAUUGUGCUUGAAAAUGAUAGAACUGGGGAGUUUUAGAAAGGGCUGAGACAAAUAAAUAAUUUUUUUAAGUGGAAAGAUUUGAUCUUUGGUAAUAAAUGGUUUUGUUUUCUAACUGGAAAAGUAGGUUUGCCAAAGAUGAAUCACACCUGAGAUUUUUCUUACUCACUCUGAACAACCAAAGUAUAUAUGUAUAUAAGGAAGUCCAUUUUCACUUUUAAUGUGAACCAAGAAAUGAUUUAAAAAUAGUAGUUGAAUGCUUUUACAUUUCCAGGUACUGUAAUUAUAAAGAAAACAAUGUCAUUUGCUGCUAUUAUUGUAAGAGUCUUAUAAUAAAUGGUAUUCCUGGAAUUGUGAACUCACCUAUCUGAGGCUAAGCAUGCGAAUUUGAA